AUGAGCCCUCCCGAACAACCUCGUGAGAGCAGCCAAACCCGAGCUAUUAGGCCCGCAGCAGCUGUGCACGACACCGGCUUUCCCUUGGCUUGCUCCGAAUCACAUCAAAACCAAAUCCAAGCUCCUGUUCCGACCUCACUUGACAAUGCGCGACCGAGAGCCACUUUCGAUUUGGUGAAUGAUAUCAAGGGCCAUGAUGCCACCCCACGACCAUUUGCCGGGGGACGCUUCCUCAGGGAUUUGGGAGAUGCUUCGCGCUCACCUUCGCAAAGCCCUUUUCGCCUAGCCAUGCCUAGUAUAUCCCCUGCCCAGCUUGCAUUCUCUGCCAUGCAGUACUUGCCGGUACCAACACUCGUUCUUAAUAAUCUUAAGACCGUCGUCCUGGCCAACGAAGCAAUGGGUCGAAUGCUAGGACUCAUUACGGAAGAUUCGGAUGAAGAGGAUACUCUACCGACUAUCGAAAGCCUUCGCGGCCAGACCUUGUCUCAAGUCGGUGUUGAUAUCCUCCAGGAUGGACAGCCUGUGUGGGCGACGUGGGAGGCUUUCCUCGAUUCUCAGGUGGAUGAAAUGGGCGUGCGAAUUGCGGCAAGGGAUCCACGACGACCAUCACAGUCUGGCGGCGAUGAGACGCCAACCGCAAGCACAAUGCCUCUCCCCGAGAGGACACCAAGCCCACCCACGCGUAAAACCCAGGACUCCAUCGUGGAAGUUGUUAUCACCCGCAAAAAUGGCAACAAGACAGCGUUUGAUGGCCGCUAUAACCCUAAAGAUUCGGAUUGUCAAGUAUAUGCUAAGAUGAUUAUUACAAUAUGGGAACUCGAAGAUCAUCAGACGUUCUUCACACUCACCUUUACCAGCACGGAAUCCCCGCCAUCUACUCUUCACAGCACGAAACGACCCGUUGCGAGACCGAGUAUCCUCGAGGCUGCCGAGCGCAAAUCUAUUGCCCACUCAAACCCGUCCUCGGUUGCGUCAAGUCGAGAUUCGAAUUCACCGUCGUUUCACAGCCCAGGAAUUGUCACCAUGUCAUCUAGCCCUUUCCCACCGAUGGGCCCCCCUUCUGUCGCAACCCAUUCAAGUACGCCUUCUCUUCUGCAAAAGAUGCUGCUGAUGAAAGACGCACUGCUCAACAAUACCCAAAUGCCUAUUCUGGCAAUGUGGAAAGAUGGUAGUGUCACUUUCCCCAACACAGCCGCUCGGAAACUCUUCGAGAAAGAAGCCCCGCUCGAUACAUCUCUUAAUGGCUUUGAUCUCAUGCGGUAUUGGCACAUUUACACUGAGGACUUCUCGGAGCGCUUUGCGGUUGAGGAUAUGCCUAUUUGCAAGUUGCUCAAGACGGAGAAGCCCUUCAGCGGAUUUCGUGUUGGCAUGUAUGAUGAAAACAGAAAUAAGCGGAUUUACGAUGUCCUUGGUGAGGCUAUUCGGGACGAUUCCACUGGCGAGUUUCUCGCUGGUGUAGUUACCGGACGAGACGUUACUGUUAUGACAGAAGAGAUCACACAAAUAAAAGAGCGGGAUGAAGAGCGUUUCAAGCUGAUUUGCGACACAAUGCCUCAACUGGUAUGGACGGCAAUGCCUGAUGGCAUGGUCGAUUUCUGGAACACUCGGUUUUACACUUACACCGGGCUUACUCCAGAGAAUAGUCUUGGCAAGUCAUGGGUGAACGCUUUUCACCCCGAUGAUCUUCCUGAAGCACACCGGAGGUGGCAACACUCGCUGAAUACGGGCGAUACUUACGUGACGGAAUACCGUUGCCAGAGUAAGGAAGGCAAUUGGCGUUGGUAUCUCGGCCGGGCAUUGCCUCAGCGUAACAAAGAAACUGGAGAAGUCGAGAAGUGGUUUGGAACCUGCACUGAUGUCCACGAAAGCAUCCAAACCAAAAUGAGCGCGAAACGUACACGACAACAACUUCUUAGCGUCAUUGCCCACUCUCAUGUUACCAUUUUCACGGUUGACCCCAAUCGAAGGGUCACAAUGCUCGAAGGCGCAUUGAUCUGGAACAACACUCACGAGGAGAACCAUGAUGGAACGAGGUGGUUCAUUGGAGAGAAUAUGUAUACUGUCUUCAAUCGCUUGACAGCGCAACUAGCAGACGGAGAACGUCCCGAAUUCCUUGAACCCAUAGAGCUAUUGCUCGAUGGAAAAGCCACUGAAGAUCUCAAGGAACACGGCAUUGACGACCGUUGGUACCGAACUCGUUUCCUUCCCAUGUUUGGCAAAAGGCCACAAGAAGGAGAUGCCAGGAACGGCACGUAUAUCGAAGGGGUCAUUGGCGUAAUCAUGGACGUUACCGAACUGAAAGUUCGCGAAGAAGCCCUGGAGAAGCAGUCCAAAGAAAAGCGAAGGGCGAUGGCGAAUGAAGCAGCUGCCAAGGAGGCCAAUAGACUCAAGAGUCAAUUCCUCGCCAACAUGUCUCACGAAAUACGAACGCCCAUCACUGGUGUGUUAGGAAUGGCCGAAUUACUUAGCGGAAUGCAGUUGGACGCAGAGCAACAAGAAUAUGUCGAAAACAUUCAGAGCUCGGCAACAUCUCUGUUAACCGUUAUCAAUGACAUUCUAGACUUCUCGAAGGUGGAGUCUGGGCGGUUGGAUAUCGAAGAGGUACAAUUCUCCUUAUCCCAUAUCGUCAAGGAAGUGGGGAGAAUGCUUCAGUUUGCUGUUGAACGAAAGAACCUUGACUUUCAAUCCGAUAUUGGAGAUGGCAUCGAAAACGAUUUGGUGGUCAUUGGUGACCCUGGACGUGUGCGGCAGAUCCUGACCAAUCUUCUUACCAACAGCAUUAAAUUCACAAAUCAAGGAUACGUCAGAUUUUCAGUCACGGCAGAGAAAGAGACCUCAGAGUCAAUCGAAGUUCGAUUUACGGUCGAAGAUUCGGGCAUUGGAAUUCAGGACGAUGUUCGCAAGAAGCUUUUCCAGCCUUUUAGCCAAGGUGAUGCCUCAACCGCCCGACGGUUUGGUGGUACUGGACUGGGUUUGACCAUCUGCAAAAACUUACUUGACCUCAUGCACGGCCGUAUCUCGCUCGAAUCGAAUGUUGGGGUCGGAACUCAAGCAACCUUUUGGAUCCCUUUCAAUAAACCAAGCGGCCCGGCUGAGGCUGGCCUCGCUAAUGCUGGUGCCAUCCCUGACCGGCUGCAAUCUGAACUUAGCUUGUCUUGCAACAGUUCAGAAUACGAUCAGAUUGUUGGCACCCCUCCGCCUUUCGACGGAAUACAGGCCAACAAUGCGGGAUCCCGUCGGACUCGCUUCGGCAUAUCAUCAACAUCAAGCCCAGAACAAGAACUUGCAGCAUCAGAAAGAGCUAAGAUCCACGUUUUGGUGGUGGAAGAUAACCCUAUCAACCAGAAGAUUGCCACGAAAACCAUUGGCAAACUCGGUUUCCAAGUGACGGCUGCUUGGAACGGCAAGGAAGCCCUGGAAUACCUUGCUGGUGUUCAAAAAGGUAUCAAACAGAAGCCAGAUAUCAUCCUCAUGGAUGUACAGAUGCCCAUCAUUGAUGGCUACAAAUGCACCCAUCUUCUAAGGCAUCACAUGCCUUACAAGUCUUUGGUUCAAGAUGUGCCGAUCGUGGCCAUGACGGCAUCGGCUAUUCAGGGUGAUCGUGAAAAAUGCACCAAAGCUGGGAUGGAUGAUUAUCUCGCCAAGCCAGUUCGGGGUGUUAUCUUGGAGAAGAUGCUUUUACGAUGGUGUCACUCUCGACGCCGGACAUCGGCGACACCAGACCCUACUGCUUCCGACUGUUCAGAGAUGAGCGAGCACUGCGACAAUGCUGAUAUUCCGAACAUUGGCAUCGACGACGAUGACAUGCCACAGACAUCUGAGGAAAUCAAUGGCAGCCCCAUCACACCUCGACCGUUGACCACCAAUGGAUACCAGAACGAGCCGUCGCCCUUUGAUUCUACCGGGCUGGCAGUGCAGGUCCGACGACCAGAAGGAGAGACUGAAUGGUCUAACAGGCUACAAGAAACAAAACUCAUCGACGCUGCAGGGGGCCCGUCAAGCUACCGGAGGAACUCAUACCACGAACUACAGACCGGAGAUUCGUUGACCGAGGAGAAUGUCAACAAGUUGAAGAGCGAGAAUCAGUCGACGACACGUCGAUAA
This is a messenger RNA of Fusarium subglutinans, 4104 nucleotides long. Its product is annotated as histidine kinase. The record is from RefSeq and is a predicted model, not a curated record. The coding region runs from base 1 to 4104 and encodes 1367 amino acids. Gene Ontology annotation, biological process: phosphorylation; phosphorelay signal transduction system. NCBI's taxonomy places the organism in Eukaryota, Fungi, Ascomycota, Sordariomycetes, Hypocreales, Nectriaceae. Gene Ontology annotation, molecular function: phosphorelay sensor kinase activity; protein binding. The transcript has 4 exons.